Molecule: messenger RNA, 2677 nt
Organism: Mustela erminea (ermine)
Lineage: Eukaryota; Metazoa; Chordata; Mammalia; Carnivora; Mustelidae
Gene: TOMM40L
Product: translocase of outer mitochondrial membrane 40 like
Exons: 11
Coding region: 1396-2322 (308 amino acids)
Biological process (GO): protein import into mitochondrial matrix
Cellular component (GO): mitochondrial outer membrane; mitochondrial outer membrane translocase complex
Molecular function (GO): transmembrane protein transporter activity
Source: RefSeq, a predicted model, not a curated record
AACGAGCUCCUGACCUCACAGAGCUCACGGUCUGGUAGACUUCAGGGCGAGGCUGCUUGGUCGAGGAGUGAAAGCUGCCUGUGGCUGGGCCAGGUAUGAGACCGUCGGCCCCGGGUCCAGCGGCAUGGAGCUGGACCAGGGAGCGCAUGUCAGGUGUCCAGGCACGUUCAGAAACCGCGGAACCUAAGAAAUGACGUCUGCACCCAGCUUGGCUUUCCGUGUGUGGCAACUGGACUGAGGUUGGGCCGUGGAGUAGCCUGGCUGUUCCACCCCAAACAGUGACCAAUUCGGACCAGAGGGAGGGUCAGGGAACAGCGUGGGGACAGCGCACAGUAGGCACGCAUCUGGACAUUAGCGUAGCUGAGAGCAGAUGGCGUGUUGAAGACUUGUGUGAUGCUCCUGAUGGAAGGGUUUAUGGGAACUCGAGUUUUCAGUGGUUUCUGCGGGCAGGAGGAACCUCAGAGGGCCCGAUGAGGGCUGGAGGUGGGAAAGGCAAAGGGGAACAAAAGGCCUCUGGAUGGGAGACGAGCUCCACAUGCCAGGGUGGGUGGCUAAGGAAUCGCCCCGGGUCAGGUCCAUGCCUGUCCUAUUUCCUGCUCGGCCAGGAGCCGGGAUUUCCUGUGGUAUCUGCAUCGCAUCAGAUGCCGCAGGUUCUACCUCCCAAUUCUGCAGCCGCGGCAGAAUGGGUCCUGAGUACCCACCCGAGCUGGGUAAGUCUUAGCCCUGCACAGCGACUGAAACCCUCCACUAUGUUUCCCGCCUCUCUUGCACAGUUGUAUCUGCUCGCCAACCCCGGGAGGAAGAUCUGGCUCUUUGAAAUUAAUUAACCUGUUCAAGGGCAUCUUGCAAGGGACAGACUGAGCUCUUUGUCCCCACACAUCUUUCCGCAUGAGAGAAAAACAGAAACUGGAGAAGAAAGGGAAGAAUGUCACUAUGCAUGGUGAGGCCCUUGAAGGCCAGACGAAGACUGAUACACGGAGGAAAUUGGGAGCCCUGUCCGGUGCCUGGGAAGCAGUGAUUUCAGAUGAGCUCUGAGUGAUGAGCCAGGGUCCAGAGGUAACUGCUUCAAGUGUGGAGUGGGAACCAAGUUACUGGAAAAUGCCUCGUCUUCUUCGCGCCCCACGUUGGUAUUAUGGCGCUCAUGACCACGCUGAGAAUGCAGCGUGAAGCCGCAGUCCUGCCAUUACUCAAGAUGGCUGCCCCCAUCAAGAUGACCGGGGUGUGCCGGGGAAAAAGGGGCAGCAUGAUAGUCUGAGACGGUCUAGCAUCGGACCAUGUGGAAGUUUCUGGGACUGGGGAGUCGGAUGAUGGGGGGUGGGACCCGUGCGGGGUAGAGGGAGCAAUAGCGUCCUUUCUCAGGCUAACCCCGGCCCCUCCCCUGUUCUCUGGACUGAAAUGGGGAACACACUGGGCCUGGCACCGAUGGGGGCUUUGCCCCGCCGGAGCCCCCGGCGAGAGGAGCCUCUGCCCAACCCUGGGAGCUUCGAUGAGCUGCACCGGCUAUGCAAAGAUGUGUUCCCAGCACAGAUGGAGGGAGUGAAGCUCGUUGUCAACAAGGUUCUGAGCAGCCAUUUCCAGGUGGCUCACACCGUGCACAUGAGUGCCCUGGGCUUGCCCGGGUAUCACCUCCAUGCGGCCUAUGCAGGAGACUGGCAACUGAGCCCCGCCGAGGUGUUCCCCACUGUGGUGGGGGAUAUGGACAGCAGUGGCAGCCUCAACGCCCAGGUCCUGCUCCUCUUGGCAGAGCGGCUCCGAGCCAAGGCUGUCUUCCAGACUCAGCAAGCCAAGUUCCUGACGUGGCAGUUUGAUGGCGAGUACCGGGGAGAUGACUACACAGCCACUCUGACCCUAGGGAAUCCUGACCUGAUUGGGGAAUCGGUGAUCAUGGUGGCUCACUUCCUGCAGAGCCUCACCCAUCGGCUGGUGCUGGGAGGAGAGCUAGUUUAUCACCGGCGGCCAGGCGAGGAGGGCGCCAUCCUGACACUGGCUGGAAAGUACUCGGCGGUGCACUGGGUAGCCACACUGAAUGUGGGGUCAGGUGGGGCCCAUGCAAGCUAUUACCACAGGGCAAACGACCAGGUCCAGGUUGGAGUGGAAUUUGAGGCCAACACAAGGCUACAAGACACAACCUUCUCCUUCGGUUACCACCUGACUCUGCCCCAGGCCAACAUGGUGUUUAGAGGCUUGGUGGACAGUAACUGGUGUGUGGGUGCUGUGCUGGAGAAGAAGAUGCCCCCCUUGCCCGUCACCCUGGCCCUUGGAGCCUUCCUCAACCACUGGCGCAACAGAUUCCACUGUGGCUUCAGCAUCACUGUGGGCUGAGGUGCUCCCAGGGCCUGCCCCUCACAGACGCUGGAACCUCCGAGGCAGGUGCCCUAGGGCCAGAGACUAGGCCCCCUCUCCAGAGCGCACCUUGCCGGGUGACCUCUGGGUCCCAGGAGCAGAGCAGGGGAUAGGACCGUGCCCUCCUCAGAACUGGAGCCGCCACAGGGGCAGCUGCUGGGGCCAUGGUGUGUGGCCCCCACCUCUGCCACCAGCUCCAAGGUCUUCUUCCCAUGCUCUUGUGGCUCUGGACUAAGGGAGAAGGAUUAAGGGGUGUGUCUGGCUGACUUUUCUCCCCUCAUAUCCCCCUUCUUCGUUUUCCUAUCAAUUAAAGCUCCUAGCUUCUUCCUCUUCA